Molecule: messenger RNA, 2273 nt
Organism: Daucus carota subsp. sativus
Lineage: Eukaryota; Viridiplantae; Streptophyta; Magnoliopsida; Apiales; Apiaceae
Product: mechanosensitive ion channel protein 10-like
Exons: 5
Coding region: 300-1934 (544 amino acids)
Biological process (GO): monoatomic anion transport; transmembrane transport
Cellular component (GO): plasma membrane
Molecular function (GO): mechanosensitive monoatomic ion channel activity
Source: RefSeq, a predicted model, not a curated record
AAAAAUUAGGGCCUUCAAUUUGUGGUACUACUCAAACAGUCAGCAUUAAGCAAAGAAUUAACUGGACGUGCCUGAUUUUGUCUGUAAAGGGAGGAUUCAUAUUUUUUUGAUUAUUUAUUUUGAGAAAGUUUGAUUUCCUUUUUAAAUAAUUUAAGAACCACUAUAUGUUAGGAAGCUACCUUGCAAUCUCACAGCUUUCUUACUUUUCGCUGCAUAUUAGUUCCGUCCAGGCUCUAAGCUACCUUGGGUAACAUUUUUCUCAAAGCUAACUUGGGUAGAAUUUUUUGCAAUUAGAGCUAAUGCAAAUGGGAGAUAAUUUUGAAGUCGUGAUUGGAACUGAGGAUUCGUCUUUACAAACAACAGGUUCCAGUAAUAUUAACAUGUUUCCAGAUAUGCUAAAACAUCUGGUAUGCUCUCCUGCAUUUAUAUCGAUACUGCUAGCACUUUGCUUGGCAACUUCCACAAUCAAUAUACUCAUAGACACUUCCAUGCUUUUCGAAUGGCUUGCAUUUUUUCUCUUUGUAUGUUGUACUUGUGUUUUUAGUCGCAUGAUUGUCACUGCUCUCGUUUUUCUCACUGAAAGAUAUUUCGUGAUGAGAAGAGACAAGACCCUGUAUUUUGUUUUUGCUUUGAAAACAACUGUGGUGUACUUCUUCUGCUCUUGUUCAAUCCUUUCCUCUUGGAUUUUAUAUUUCAAACCUCUGAUGAGUUCUUUUGCUAUUCGUUUUAUUACGAGUUCACUUGCUACUAUUGUGAUUGCCACUGGGAUGUGGAUAUUUAAGAUUGUGAUAUUGAAGGUAUUGGACUGUCACUUUCAUGACAAGAAUUUCUUCCGGAACAUGCAAAAUCAGAUCUAUCACGAGUACGUUCUUCAGACGAUGUUAAUGAAACCUACACGAGAAUUUGAUGAAUCUAAUAACAGUACUAUAGGUGCUCAACUGAAAUGGAUCAAAGGAGCAUUUGGUAAUAUGUUGCUUCUCGCGUGUACAAGAUUACAUACCAUCUGCGAUGGACUAGACAGCUCUAAUUUUGUCGACGAGCAUCAAGUUGAAUAUGUUAUCUCCAUGGUUUUCAAGAAUUUAACAAAUAAUACGCACAGAGAUAUACAAGAAACUGACCUUUUAUGGGUCAUGAAGAAAGAAGAAAUAACAGAGGUUCUUCAGUUGUUCGAAGGAGCUGGCGAAACAAAAAGCAUCACUGAAGCUUCUUUAAGAAAGUGGAUGGUGAAACUUAGCAAUGAGCGCAAACUUUUGGUUCAUCUGUUGCAUAGUACUAGCACUGUCAUCGAGGAGUUAAAUAAAGUUAUCUUGGUAAACUUAUUCUCCUUGGUAGCUCUUGUGUGGUAUCUUCUGAUGGGGUUCGGAACAACCAGAUUUAUAGUCUAUAUCUCAUCCGACCAUCUAUUCCUGUUGGUAUUUAUAUUUGGAAAUUUCUGCAAAAUGAUUUGCGAUGGAAUUAUGCUUGCUAUUGUGAUGCAUCCGUUUGACAUAGGCGACCUUUGUAUCAUUGACAACGAGCAGGUGGUCAUUGAAAAAAUAGGGCUUAUCAGUACAGAUUUUUUGAAGGAUAACAAUUGGAAAGUACAGUGUCUGAAUUCUGUACUACUCACCAAGUUUAUCAGCAAUUUAAACCGGAGCUCUGAUUUGACUGAUGAUUUUGAGAUUCUUAUCAGUAGUUCAACUUCCUCGGAAACUAUUGCAGUCCUAAAGCUUAAGAUAAAAGAAUUACUAGGAAGUAAUCCUGAAAGUUGGCAUGCAGAGCACUGUUUUAACACUAUAGUCAUAGAUGAUGUGAAUGCUAAAUAUAACCUCGUGAUCACUCAUGCCAGAAAAUUUCAGAACUACAAGGAGAAGAAAUGCCAAAGAUCUGAGUUCGUUCAAAAUCUGAGAGCAGUUUUGUUAGAGCUCAAUAUUCAGAACUUCGCCAUUCAGUAAUGCAUGUGGGGUCCCGGAAAUCUAUGUUCUGUUACUGUCUUGGUAACUUCUUGAUCACCAUCAAAACAACACGUAAAUAUUUGCUAAUUAGCAUUGUACAUAGGCCUGCAUUAUUAAGGAAGUUGCUAGUUAGCAUUGUAUAUAGGCUUGCAUCAAGAACGGGAGUUCCUAAUUAGCAUUGUAAUUAGGUUUGCAUCAAUAAAACAGGUUGCUAGUUAGUAUUGUAAAUAGGUUUGCAUUGAUGCUAAAUGCCGUGUGCUGUGUGUAUCAAGAAUUUACAUUAAGCUUGUCUGGUUGUAUUUAUGUGCAUUGUUCAAGCCUGCAGUGAGCCGCCUAUCA